Messenger RNA from Rangifer tarandus platyrhynchus (Svalbard reindeer), 633 nucleotides. The record is from the annotation of a GenBank genome assembly. NCBI's taxonomy places the organism in Eukaryota, Metazoa, Chordata, Mammalia, Artiodactyla, Cervidae.
AUGCUGCCCGACUGCCUGUCGGCGGAGGGCGAACAGCGCUGCCGGCGGUUGCUGGCGGGAGCCACGGCCCGGCUGCGCGCGCGGCCUGCGGCGGCCGCGGUCCUCGUACCUCUGUGCUCGGUGCGCGGGGUCCCGGCGCUCCUCUACACGCUGCGGUCCAGCCGCCUGGCCGGGAGGCACAAGGGUGACGUCAGUUUCCCAGGUGGCAAGUGUGACCCCACUGACCGGGAUGUGGUGCACACGGCCCUGAGGGAGACGCAGGAGGAGCUGGGCCUGGCUGUGCCCGAGGAGCAGGUGUGGGGAGUCCUGCGGCCGGUGCACGACCGGGAAAAGGCCACAGUGGUGCCAGUGCUGGCCGGUGUGGGCCCGCUGGAUCCCCAGAGCCUCAGGCCCAACCCCGAGGAGGUGGAUGAAGUGUUCGCCCUGCCCCUGGCCCAUCUGCUGCAGGAGCAGAACCAAGGUUACACCCACUUCUGCCGCGGUGGCCACUUCCAGUACACGCUGCCUGUCUUCCUGCAUGGGCCGCACCGGGUCUGGGGGCUCACAGCCGUCAUCACCGAGUUCACCCUGAAGCUGCUGGCCCCUGGUGUCUACCAGCCCCGCCUGGCCGGCCCGGAGCUGCCCCGGGGCUGA